UGCCCUAUAGUAAGUACACACACAAUCAGACUCGAGGUGUCCAGUUGUCCUUAGAAACGAAUAGCCUUCGUUACUGUGUAGAUCGCGAUUCACCAGCAGAGACAGACCAAGGGUUCGCCCAGGAAUUGGCCAAUCAGCGUUAGCUCACCGAUAAGUAACAGAUCCGAAAUCGCGGGGGAGGGGUAGAAAAGUCCCCUGGCAAUUUUUCCCGCGCUCUGGACGCCGCCGGAGGGGCACGAUGCUAGGCAGAGAAGGACCGAUCAAGUUUGACCCAACGUGAAGAUGUCGGCUCUGCGCAUCCUACUUAUCGGAAACGGCGGGCGCGAGCACGCCCUCGCCUGGAAGCUCGCCCAAUCGCCGCUGGUGGAGUCGAUUAUCGCCGUGCCCGGGAACGGAGGCACCGCGCGACUGCCCAAGGUGACCAACGACACGUCUGUGGCUGCUGACAACUACCCGGGUCUUGUCGAGCUCGCAAGAAAGAAUGGCAUCAAUCUCGUGGUCCCGGGGCCCGAGGCCCCUCUCGUCGAUGGCGUCGAGGGCUUCUUCCGCGAGGCCGGCAUCCCCGUCUUCGGCCCGUCCAAAGAAGCCGCGCGCAUGGAGGGCAGCAAGACCUUCUCCAAGGACUUCAUGAGGAAGCACAACAUCCCAACGGCCGCCUACGAGAACUUCGACGACUACGAAAAGGCCAGCCAAUACCUCGAGACGAUCGGACACAAUGUGGUGAUCAAGGCCACCGGCCUAGCGGCCGGUAAGGGCGUGAUAAUCCCUCAGACACAGGAGGAGGCUCAGCAGGCGCUCAAGGAUAUCAUGCUGGACAGGGCAUUUGGCUCUGCGGGUGACGAGGUCGUCAUUGAGGAGUUUCUGACGGGCGACGAGCUGAGCAUCCUCUCGUUCUGCGACGGCACCACUAUCAAGUCGCUGCCUCCCGCUCAGGAUCACAAGCGCAUUGGAGAGGGCGACACCGGCCUCAACACGGGUGGCAUGGGCUGCUACGCGCCCACCAAGCUGGCCACGCCGCAGCUGAUCGCCCGCAUCGAGCGCGAGAUCCUCCAGCCUACCAUUGACGGCAUGCGCAAGGACGGCUUCCCCUUCCGCGGCUGCCUCUUCACCGGUCUCAUGGUCACCCCCGACGGGACGCCGAAGGUCCUCGAGUACAACGUGCGCUUCGGCGACCCUGAGACUCAGACAGUGCUGCCCCUGCUCGAAUCGGACCUGGCAAAGAUCAUGUACGCCUGCGCCGGGCCCGUUCCGUAUCUGGAGGAUAUCCCUGUCAGGGUGUCGCCCAAGUUUAGCACGACCGUGGUGGUAGCCGCCCCUGGAUACCCCGAGUCAUACCCAAAGAACAUCCCCAUGCAAGUAGCCGAGGCGCCUCAGGAUAUAACCAUCUUCCACGCCGGCACGAAGCUCUCGGGCGACACGCUGCUCACCUCAGGCGGCCGAGUGAUCGCAGCCAAUGCAGUUGGUGACUCACUCCGGGCCGCUGUUGACAAGGCCUACGAGGGCGUCAAUCUGGUCAACUUCGACGGCAUGUACUACCGCAAGGACAUCGCCCACCGCGCGUUUCGCAAGUCGGACGCUUCCAACAAGUUGACGUACGCCCAGUCCGGCGUGAGCAUCGACGCGGGCAACGAGCUCGUCGACCGCAUUAAGGCCGCCGUCGCCACGACCCGCCGUCCUGGCGCCGACGCCAUCAUUGGCGGUUUCGGUGGCGAAGUCGACCUCUCGGCGGCCGGCCACCCAGGCGCGCCCAUCAUCGUCGGCGCCAUCGACGGUGUCGGCACCAAGCUCAUCAUCGCGCAGAAGAUGAACAAGCACGACACAGUCGGCAUCGACCUCGUCGCCAUGAACGUCAACGACCUAGUCGUCCAGGGCGCCGAGCCCUUUAUGUUCCUUGACUACUACGGUUGCUCCCACCUUGACGUCUCCGUCGCCACCUCUUUUGUCGAGGGCGUCGCCAAAGGGUGCAUCGAGGCAGGCUGUGCCCUGGUCGGCGGCGAGACAGCCGAGAUGCCCGACCUGUACUCCGGCGACGACUACGACGCUGCCGGUGCCGCAGUUGGCGUGAUGAAAGCCUCCCAACGCCUCCCGCGCAAGGGCGUCAUGGUCGACGGCGACGUCCUGCUCGGCCUGGCUUCCUCGGGCGUGCACUCCAACGGCUUCUCCCUCGUGCGUAAGAUCGUCCGCACCCGCGGGCUGGAAUACGCCGACCCUUGCCCCUGGGACAGCACCACCACCCUCGGCGAAGCCCUCCUCACCCCGACAAGGAUCUACGUCAAACCGCUCCUUGCGGCCCUCGCGCAGACUGGCGCCGCCAUCAAGGGCAUGGCGCACAUCACCGGCGGCGGGCUCACCGAGAAUGUGCCGCGCAUGCUGCCCCCGCACCUCGCGGCCGAGAUCGACGUGGCUACCUGGGAGGUGCCGCCCGUGUUCAAGUGGCUGGGCCAAUCGGUUGAGCCGGCCGAGAUGGCGCGGGCGUUCAAUAACGGUCUAGGGAUGGUGCUCGCCGUCGAGGCGGGACAGGCGGCCGAGGCGGUGGUCAAGGCUCUGGAGGGGGCCGGCGAGAGGGUGUACACCGUCGGGCGGCUGGUCAGGAGGGAAGGGGAGGGAUGUGUUUUGCGGAAUCUGGAGCGGUGGGCUUAAGGGGUCUAGUCAUGAGGGAUGGGUAGAGUGUUUGGCUGCAUGGGAUCUAUGACCUUGGACAACGGGUCAGAGAUAUACGGGGCAAACAAAAUCUCAAUAGAUGGGUGCUGGGAUUGACCACAUCAUACACGCUAAGUCUGCCCGCGUAUAAAAGGCGGCUGCCAAUACAAAAGGCGACGAGAACCGCU
Molecule: messenger RNA, 2828 nt
Organism: Chaetomium strumarium
Lineage: Eukaryota; Fungi; Ascomycota; Sordariomycetes; Sordariales; Chaetomiaceae
Product: phosphoribosylglycinamide synthetase
Exons: 1
Coding region: 283-2640 (785 amino acids)
Biological process (GO): 'de novo' IMP biosynthetic process; adenine biosynthetic process
Cellular component (GO): cytosol
Molecular function (GO): phosphoribosylamine-glycine ligase activity; ATP binding; phosphoribosylformylglycinamidine cyclo-ligase activity
Source: RefSeq, a predicted model, not a curated record